CCACCAAUAUAUACUUCAAAUUUGAGCUGCUUCUCCUGUGGCUUACAUCUGUCUUUUCAAGGCGACAGGCCGGCCGUACUGAUACGCAAAAAACAAGCAUGUCUGCACUGUGAAGUAAUCGAUGGCUGACCAAGUUGGGAACUCAUUUACAUCAGCAUACAUAGGAAACAACCUCAGUUCCCCAGAAGCUGUGAUGCUUUGCCUCUCCUCCCUUGCUCCCUUCCUGCCUCCAGCUUUCUCAACAGCCAUGAGAUCAAGAAGCACAGUUACUAGCUUCUUGGCACUCCACUUAUUCCUAUUUCAGAAUAUCAGCUGCGUCAGUCCUCUGUACUUCAAGCUGAAUUUCACUGAAUCGAACCACAAUGGAGAGGCCACAAUCCAGUUCCAGGAGGAUGCCUUCUACAACAAGGCGGUCAGGCUUACCAAGGAAGAGAUGGAUGGCCAGAUUGCUCACAGUGUUGGCCGAGCAGUCUUCAAGGAUCCGGUAACCCUCUGGGAUAGCACCACUGGUCAGUUAGCUGACUUCACAACCCGCUUCACAUUCAUGAUAAAAGCUAACGUUACCGAUGGCUCAUAUGGUGAGGGGCUUGCCUUUUUCCUCUCACCAUUCCCUUCUGUUGUCCCUAAUAAUUCCACGGAUGGUAACCUUGGCCUCUUCAGUAGCAGUGCUGAUCAGACUGGGACAUCCAACCAGAUCUUGGCCGUCGAGUUUGACAGCCACAAGAACACAUGGGAUCCAGACGACAACCAUGUAGGUAUCGACAUCAAUUCGAUCGUAUCUGCAGCCAAUGUAACAUGGAAAAGUAGCAUCAAGGACGGUAAGAUAGCAAAUGCAUGGGUAACUUACCAGGCCAGCUCCAAGAACCUGAGUGUCUUCUUGACCUACAAGGACAACCCACAAUUCAGUGGCAACUCCACCCUAUCUUAUUCAGUUGAUCUCAGAGAAUAUCUCCCAGACAAAGUGGCAAUUGGCUUCUCAGCUGCCACUGGUAAAUUGGUAGAGACUCAUCGGAUACUUUACUGGGAAUUCAAUUCUACUGAUGUGCAGCUGAGGAGUAAGAAGAUCAAAAGCGUACUAGUCAUAAGCUUGGCUACUAGCAUAAGUGGCAUAGUCUGCUCUAUGGGAUUGGUUUGGUGCUUCCUGAGGUUUAGAAAGACUAGGAGGUUAAGAAAGGAGGAAGAAGAGAAGCUAGAAUUUGAUGAGUCCAUUGACGGUGAAUUUGAGAAAGGGAGGGGUCCAAGAAGAUUUCAAUACAAUGAACUUGUGGCUGCUACAAAGAAUUUUGCAUUGGAGAGAAAACUUGGAGAAGGAGGAUUUGGAGCAGUUUACCAGGGUUUCUUGAAGGAUCAAAACCUCAACAUUGCCAUUAAGCGAGUUGCCAAAGGUUCAACGCAGGGGAAGAAGGAGUACAUCUCUGAGGUCAAGAUCAUCAGCAGGCUGAGGCAUAGGAACCUUGUGCAACUUGUGGGCUGGUGUCAUGAGCAUGGAGAGUUCUUGCUCGUGUACGAGUUCAUGCCGAACAGGAGCUUGGACACACACCUCUAUGACAAUAGUAACAUCCUAACAUGGCCGUUGCGGUUCAGGAUCACCAUCAGCGUUGCAUCUGCCCUCCUGUACCUUCACGAGGAGUGGGAGCAAUGUGUUGUGCACCGUGAUGUCAAGCCAAGCAAUGUGAUGCUUGAUUCUUCAUUCAACGCUAAGCUUGGGGACUUUGGGCUGGCACGUCUUGUUGAUCAUGACCGGGGCUCACAAACUACAGUGAUAGCUGGUACAAUGGGUUACUUGGCUCCAGAGUGCGUCACCACUGGCAAAGCAAGCAAAGAAUCUGAUGUAUACAGCUUUGGCAUUCUUGCAUUGGAGGUUGCCUGCGGAAGGAGGCCUGUUGUGCUAAAGGAAGAUGAUGAGAAGAUCAAGCUGGUUCAAUGGGUGUGGGAUCUCUAUGGAAGAAAUGAGAUACUUAAUGCAGUUGAUGGAAGGCUUGAUGGUGCAUUGGAUGAGCGUGAAGCUGUGUGCUUGAUGGUUGUGGGGCUCUGGUGUGCACACCCAGACUAUAAUUUCCGACCUUCAAUCCGCCAGGUCAUAAGUGUAUUGAAGUUUGAGGCACCAUUGCCAAGCCUUCCACCAAAGAUGCCUGUGGCAAUGUACUUUGCACCACCAAUCCAUCUUUGCAAGUUUUCAUACACCUCAUCUGAUGGAACACUGAAGGAGCUGGAGGGGUCCAAAAUUUAUGGGAAGACAACAAGCUCCUCUAGUGCAACCAAUGCUUCUAGUUCACCUCCCUCUAUUCAUUUACCACAGAUGGGUUACUAGGUCUGUCAGCUUUCUUUUUAUAUGCUAAAUGUGUUUACAAUCGACGGCUCGACGCUAUUCAAAAGACACCUUAAGUUACAGCCAAAAUACCUUUAUUGAGUUCAUCUGCAUGUUGUAAACAGUAUUAAUUCAACUACUUCUGUAUAGACUGGCUACCUGUAGGAUGUAAGUAUAUUGUGUAUUGAAAUGCUCUUGGUAAAGACUAGUUUUAUAUAAACAAUUCUCCUAAGUGAAGCUCUGACAUUCAUCUAACACCUAAACUUCCGUGAUGGUAUUGUUCAUCAAUACGAGUCAACUGCUUUUAUUUUGAAUAUUUCA
Molecule: messenger RNA, 2629 nt
Organism: Panicum virgatum (switchgrass)
Lineage: Eukaryota; Viridiplantae; Streptophyta; Magnoliopsida; Poales; Poaceae
Product: L-type lectin-domain containing receptor kinase IX.1-like
Exons: 1
Coding region: 122-2311 (729 amino acids)
Biological process (GO): protein phosphorylation
Cellular component (GO): plasma membrane
Molecular function (GO): protein kinase activity; carbohydrate binding; ATP binding
Source: RefSeq, a predicted model, not a curated record